UUAAGGAUACAUUUUUUUUUAAAUUCUAUAUGAGAUAUCGAUUUUAUAAUUCUACAUGUUAAAUCUAUCUUGUUUGAACAUAUUCAUAUUUUAAAGUUUAUGAAAUCUUCAAUUUUUGAUCAUAAUAUACUAAAAUUGAUUACAACUGAAAUAAAAACCCAUUAGAAUUUAAUACUUUUUAAAUUGCCAACAAAUUAAAUAAGCCUUUUAAAGUAGAUAAUAUGUAGAAGAUAUCUUAAAGCCAUAUUAUUUGUUGAUUAUUGUCCUAAUUGAGAUAAUUGAGUUUUUAAAAAUUUUAAUUUUAUGAGGUUAAACUGUACAUACAGUCUAAUACAGAGAUUCUCAGCCUUUUUAUAUGUUAUAUCCCAGUACCACUUACAAAUUGUAUAAAUUUCUACCUACCUCUUAAAAGUAGAUGUAUAUGUCGCAUCCAUUUAAUGUAAUCGUAUUUUUCAUGAAAUGGAUAUCCAUUUCAUGAACAACGAUCAUAUCGUGUAAGUCAAAUUUUAGUUCAUGAAAUGGACAUAUAUUUUAUCCAUUUCAUGAAAUGGAAACUCUUAUUUUACACUUUGUGUAAUAUUUUUAAUUAAUUACAUCAAUGGAAACAUUUUGUGAAAUCGAAAUAAUAAUAUUGAUACGAGUACACGAAUCUAGUAUCUUUAAAUUGUAAGCAUUAAGAUACUAAAUAGGUACCUAUUGUAGAACUUACUGUACUAUACUAAUAAGUAAUAUGUUAUCGACACCUGUUAUCGAUAAAUAAUCGCAUCAAUUGUAUGAGUGUAAUAGCACUCUGGAAAGUUUUUAUUUUUAUUUUUAAAUGAUGCCAGUACGUUCUCUGACUUGAUGCGAGCCGUAUAUAAACGUUCAUUACAAGGAAUACAAUUUAUAAAAUGGAAUUUGAUUCAUUUGCUGAAUAUUAUGAAAAAUUAAAUGCCUACUAUGUAGGCAAACCCAGGAAAAAACCCGGGUAAAUAUAAAUGGAUCAUGAAUUAUCAGGACCACAAUACAAAAUUUUUAUUAUUGCAUCCUCUUGAAAGCAAACGAGCUAUAGAAGUGGCAAACAAAUUACUCACUAUUUUUCUUAAAUUUGGAGCCCCUAAAAUACUUCAGAGUGAUAAUGGACGAGAAUUUGUUAACUCCAUUAUUAAGAAAUUAAAGGAUCUGUGGCCACAAUGUACGAUAGUCCACGGCCGACCACGUCAUCCCCAAAGUCAGGGAAGUGUUGAAAGAAGUAAUCAAGACAUUGAGAAUAUGAUUCGUGCUUGGAUGAAGGAUAACCAAUCUAAAAAAUGGUCGGUUGGAUUACAAUUUGUACAGUUUCAAAAAAAUUCGUCUUUCCAUCAAAUAAUAGGACGAUCGCCGUAUAAAGCAUUAUUUGGAUGUGACCCGAAAAUUGGAUUGUCAUCAUCAAAUCUUCCAUCAGAAAUAAUAAAAAAACUAACCACUGAAGAACAUCUUGAAGAAAUUUUAAAUAAUAUUCAACCUGAACAUGAAAAAGAACAGAUUACAUCAUACUGUAGUAUUUGCAAUACAGAAAUGUUAACUGAGGUUGAAUUUGCCGAAACUAUUAUUUGUGAUUUAUGUAAAACUAGUGAACAAAUAAACAAACAACGUCAACUUGGAUAUCAAGGACAAGAAAAAGCAGCUGAAAUCAUGUUAAAGGUCAGCCAAACAAGGGUUCCUGAUUUACAAAUUGGUGAUUGCGUCUUAAUAACAGUACCUAAAGUAGAUCUAGGACCGUCAGAUCCUGCCAAUGUAAUUGCAGUUAUUGUCAAUCAGAACGAACAUAAACUUCACCAACUCGGAACUCAGUAUGGCUUAGUAAAAGGGUGGUACAAUUCAGCAAGUUUAAAACCCACGACAUCUAAUUUUUUAAAAAUUACCAAAGUUAAUAAUGAUAAAGAACUUACAUAACGUGAAACAGUUUCUCAUAUUUCUGAGGGGACAAGGAUUUUAAGUUGCAUUUGUAAACGCCAAUGUGAAUCAAAACGUUGUGCUUGUUUUAAAGCUUCGGUAAAAUGCAACAGUCAUUGCCAUAGCUCUAGUAUUUGUAAAAAUAAGUAAUAAUUUAUUAUUUAUAUAAAUAAUAAAUUAACAAUUAUUAUAACUAUUUAUAUUUAUAUAAUUUAUUAUUAUUAUAAAAUAUAAUUAUAAUACAAUAUUACAUA
Molecule: messenger RNA, 2168 nt
Organism: Rhopalosiphum padi (bird cherry-oat aphid)
Lineage: Eukaryota; Metazoa; Arthropoda; Insecta; Hemiptera; Aphididae
Product: KRAB-A domain-containing protein 2-like
Exons: 2
Coding region: 985-1914 (309 amino acids)
Biological process (GO): DNA integration
Molecular function (GO): nucleic acid binding
Source: RefSeq, a predicted model, not a curated record